CUUCUCCUCUCUAUUUAACUAAUGAUUUAAUUAAAAUCGCGAUCUUAAGGUUGUUAAAUAAAAGACACGAUAAGAAACUUGAUUGUUGUGCCUUUAAGUGGUCUUUUUUCUUUGUUUGUUAUGCGAAAGCUCAAUCAGUCGCACCUUUACACCAAAGCUAUCAUGUGCUGCUUGUUUAGUUUGGUGGCAACAGUGUCGGUGAUUUGCAAAGAAUCUUUCACAUAAUUCAUCCUUUUAAUCUCCUCAUCAAGUUAAAGGAGCAAAAAAAAAUUCAAAAUUUAACGAACUUUUAGUGAAAUUCUUUAAAUCUCUCAAGUUUUGUGAAGAAGAAUGUUUAGCAGUUGUUGGCAUAUCCACUGGGGUGUAUUGUUAAUUUGUAACGAAGCACCAGUGCAGAGUAAUUAGCGAUUGGACUAAAUUCCUCGAUUUGGUCCACUUCCAUCGACCCUUCGAUUAACACAGAUUUCAAUUGCCAUCCAAUUUGUGCUGGACUCCAUUUGUGCAAUCUCUGGCAUCUCAAUCCGCGUUGGUUUCCCGCGACGAGUGCACGUCUCAAACAACCAGGAAUCCUCUGGUCCGUGACGCAAAGUGAAAGCUCUGCUGGCUCUGCUGUAGUGUCGAUGGCAUCACAUACAAAUUGUGCUCUCACUCUCGAUGAGAGCCCUUCACAUACUUCUGCUGCAUCCCCCACAACACCGCAACAGGAUGCAACAGCAUCAACGGUUAACGUUCAAAUUGCGCGCGACCGUUGGGGCAGGGACAUUGAGUUCCUUUUCUCGUGCAUUGCUCUCUCCGUGGGCCUGGGCAAUGUUUGGCGCUUCCCCGUGAUUGCACUCGAAAAUGGCGGCGGUGCCUUCGUCAUCCCCUACCUCGUUGUCCUAAUCUGCGUGGGUAGACCCGUGUACUACCUGGAGAUGCUUGUGGGACAAUUUUCAAGUCGUGGCGCCAUUCGUGUCUUUGACUUCUCACCCCUUUUUCGUGGGAUCGGCUACGGACAGGUCCUGGCAACGGGCUUCGUAACAACCUACUAUGCCUCCAUUAUGGGCAUAACACUGCGCUACUUCUUUGCAUCCCUCACAACGGAUGAGCUUCCGUGGAAUAAGUGCAAACCGUCGUGGAAUGAUUCUCAAGUCAUUUGCAUUGAUUCGAGAUUGAAGAAUACUUUUGGGGGACUUUCCUCUGACUCCAGACGGCCAAUUACCUCAGCUGAACUCUAUUUCACAAAUGAGAUUCUAAAGGAGAAAGACUCAAUUGAGGAUGGAAUUGGUUGGCCUGAUAUGAUCCUCCUGGGUUGUCUCGCACUUUCCUGGACCGUUGUCUGUUUGACGCUUAUCCGAGGAGUUAAGUCUUCAGGGAAGGCGUCCUAUGUGCUCGCCAUUUUUCCCUACAUUGUCCUCGGGAUACUCCUUGUGCGCGCUGUGACGCUUCCAGGAUCAACGGAUGGGAUUCUUUUCUUCAUUACACCACAAUGGGAGCAACUUCUUGAGCCAAAAGUUUGGUAUUCUGCUGUAACACAGGUCUUCUUCUCCCUCACUGUGUGCUUUGGUAACAUCAUCAUGUACGCUUCCUACAACAGAUUUAACCUCAAAAUCUCGAGGGAUGUAAAUAUAAUCACAACAAUUGAUACAGCAACAUCCCUCCUGGCGGGAUUUGUAAUCUUUGGCAUUUUGGGGAAUUUAGCUCAUGAAAUUGGCACUGAUGACAUUCGAUCUGUUGUUCGAGGAGGAGCUGGAUUGGCAUUCAUCUCCUAUCCAGAUGCUCUGAGCAAGUUUACCUUUGCUCCGCAGGUGUUCUCAGCUCUCUUCUUCCUAAUGCUCUUCGCAUUGGGCAUUGGAAGCAAUGUGGGAAUGACUUCGUGCAUAAUGACCGUGAUUAGAGAUAAAUUUCCAACGCUUCACCACUGGAAGGUUGUCCUUGGAAUUGGCCUUGUUGGUCUCUGCCUUGGCUCCAUCUUUCUCACUCCGGGUGGUCAGUACAUUCUCAACCUCGUGGAUUUCUUCGGAGCUUCCUUCAUUGCUCUCGUUCUAGCUAUUUUGGAAUUGGUGUCCAUUGCAUGGGUAUACGGAGUUAAGCGUCUGUGCAAAGAUGUGGAGUUUAUGCUUCAUAUACGCAUAGGCUGGUACUGGAGACUCUGCUGGGGCUUCAUAACACCCAUCAUGAUGGCUUGCAUCCUCAUUUACACAAUUGUAAAGCUUGAGCCAUUAACGUAUCGCGAUCAAACUUACCCCACUGCAGCAUAUGCUGCAGGAUGGAUUCUCUCGACAUUGGGUUUAAUGCAAUUCCCUCUGUGGGCUCUGUACGCCAUUAAAAAGCAGAAAGUUCAGGGAGUUUGGAAUAAAUUACAUUCUGCCCUUCAGCCUAAAGCCAAUUGGGGGCCCCUCGAUGAGAAUCUCCUCCGGGAAUAUCAGAGCUACACAGCAAAGCAUAUGCGCGAAAGUGAGCCACAUUGGAGGCAAAUGAACUUUUUUGAAAAGAUAAGAGAUAAAAUUUUUAAUUGAAAAGUUUUUUUAUUCUGUACUUUUACAAUGAAUUUUAUUAAUAAAAGAAAAAAUACAGAAAUUUAUGAUUUUGAUAAUUUGGAAAAUAUUGGAAUUGUUUGUGAAAUCGGUAAAAUCGCUUCAUAAAAAAAUCGUAUUUAUAGGUUAGUAAACAAAUAUGUUGUAAACUUUCAAUUGAAAAUUACAUUUCGGUGAUAAUUAAUUUGUAAUUUGUAAUAUUUAUUGAAAAAUAGUUUGUUUUUACGAAGGCACUACGCUCUAGAGAAUUUUUUUUUGGGUAUAAAAAAGUAGUUAGGCUCAAAUGAAGGGACUACGCGCCUAGCUAAAAUCCUGUAAUUGAAAUGUAAUUGAGUAAUUAAAAUGUAAUUGA
Molecule: messenger RNA, 2868 nt
Organism: Lutzomyia longipalpis
Lineage: Eukaryota; Metazoa; Arthropoda; Insecta; Diptera; Psychodidae
Product: sodium-dependent nutrient amino acid transporter 1-like
Exons: 4
Coding region: 621-2498 (625 amino acids)
Biological process (GO): sodium ion transmembrane transport
Cellular component (GO): membrane
Molecular function (GO): L-amino acid transmembrane transporter activity
Source: RefSeq, a predicted model, not a curated record